AUGGAAGCGUUGCAGAAGCUGAAGACUCUUGCGCUUCAAUGCACCGCCGCCUCGCCGUUCCUCAGCUUUCGGCGGCGCAAGACUCUCAGAAGGAUUUUGAGAAGCCCAUUCUCUUCUCGACGACGCCGCCGCCACGCGGAUCUCUCCAGAUUGAAGCAGGCAGCCAAGGAGAAGAAGCCCUUGAUUGCCGGGAACUCGCUCAAGGACCUGUUCGUGAAAUCACCGCCGCCUUCUCCAGAAGUGCUCGGCGGCGGCGGCGUCGGCGAUAGCGGUCGCUGGAAGAGGAUUGCGAUGGAUGGGCUGGGUGGGUCGGGUCAUCGAGGUGUAGUAAUUGGCCGGCGGGUUGGAUUGGCGGGGUUGCGGUAUCGAUUGCUGAGGCCGGCCUGGCGGCCUAAGCUCGUGGCUAUACCGGAGCUGAGAACUGAGGAUGCUGAGUUUAUAUUGUAA
Dendrobium catenatum is the source of this 447-nucleotide messenger RNA. RefSeq lists its product as uncharacterized. The coding region runs from base 1 to 447 and encodes 148 amino acids. The record is from RefSeq and is a predicted model, not a curated record. The transcript has a single exon. NCBI's taxonomy places the organism in Eukaryota, Viridiplantae, Streptophyta, Magnoliopsida, Asparagales, Orchidaceae.